Molecule: messenger RNA, 936 nt
Organism: Brassica oleracea var. oleracea
Lineage: Eukaryota; Viridiplantae; Streptophyta; Magnoliopsida; Brassicales; Brassicaceae
Exons: 1
Coding region: 1-936 (311 amino acids)
Molecular function (GO): RNA-DNA hybrid ribonuclease activity; nucleic acid binding
Source: RefSeq, a predicted model, not a curated record
AUGCUAUGUGACUGGAUGGAAGACAUUUGGCUGAUCCCCAUCCCACCCAAGAUAAGAGUUUUUCUUUGGAAUAUAGUACAACGCGCUCUACCGUUGGGAGAGACUCUAGCUUCAAGAGGUAUCUCAACAACGAGCUUCGCUUGCACCCAUUGUGGAGAUAGAGAGACGGCGAACCAUCUAUUCUUGACUUGUCCUUUUGCGAGACAGGUUUGGAACCAGACCCCGAUCCAUAAUGUGAUAAACAUAAUUGAUUCUGCAGAUUUUCAAGGAGCCCUCAAAGACUCAAAGAAGACCAUGAACCUUCCUCCUACAGGAAUGAGAAUGGGAUCUCUUUUUCCAUGGAUAUGCUGGAACAUAUGGAUUGCUAGGAACCAUAAGAUAUUUCAGAACAGGUAUUUUGAGGCGAAGGAGGUCCUCUCGAAAGCGGUUGCGGACGCACUGGAAUGGCAAACAGCUCAGGAGCAGCCAAUCACUAGCUUGGCCACUGAGCAGAACACAAUUGCUCAACCCCCUCCUCCCCAAGCGAACCCAGAUAUCAUCACGGUGAACACAAAUGCAGCUUGGAAGGAAUCAGAACAGAAAGCUGGGUUGGCUUGGCUGUUCUCGGAUAACACAUGCAUGAUCCUGGUGCAGGGAACCUCGCUGGAACUCUACGUCCCCUCCCCGUUAGUGGCAGAGGGCUUGGCGAUAAGAGAAGCAUUACUCCAAGCGCAAGCUCUUGGUUUCAACAAACUAAGUAUCAAAUCAGACGCUCAGAUCAUCAUCAGAGCUAUCAAUAGGAGAGACCCAAUCAAGGAACUUUGUGGAAUCCUUGAGGAUAUCCUAAACUUGUCUUGUUACCUCUCUGUUUCCUCUUUCAAUUUUAUUUCUCGCAAAGACAAUAUGAUCGUUGAUGCUCUUGCUAAGAGAGUAUUAGUUGAGACAAUCGUUGUGUAA